Molecule: messenger RNA, 276 nt
Organism: Rotaria sp. Silwood1
Lineage: Eukaryota; Metazoa; Rotifera; Eurotatoria; Philodinida; Philodinidae
Source: the annotation of a GenBank genome assembly
AUGGGUAAUUCAAGUGCAUUAACAGGAAUUUCUCCACGAUCUUCUGUAAUUUAUCCUUCUCUUGUCGAUGUCAAUUCUUAUGCUCUCGCAACCGUUCCAUUGGACACUGUCUACAUUGCUAAAAGUUCUCUUCCGAACGCUGGUCUAGGAGCAUUUGCUGCUCGUCCCAUCGCACGUCUCAGUUAUUUUGGUCCUUACGGUGGCUAUAAACACAACAAUGACCUUAUUCAUGAAGCAAGCGGCUAUGCUUGGAGAGUAAGAAUGGAAACAGCUUGA